Nerophis lumbriciformis (worm pipefish) is the source of this 10267-nucleotide messenger RNA. It is a transcript of the gene tnrc18, whose product is annotated as trinucleotide repeat containing 18. Gene Ontology annotation, molecular function: chromatin binding. Lineage: Eukaryota; Metazoa; Chordata; Actinopteri; Syngnathiformes; Syngnathidae. The record is from RefSeq and is a predicted model, not a curated record.
AAACGUACGAGACAGGAGCUCUCUCACCCCCCUGUGAUUAUUAUUAUUAUUAUUAUUAUUCCCCACUCGUAGAUCACAUUGGUGUGUGCAUGGAAUGGACGCCACCAUUUCUCCCUGCAACUCGGACGGACUCUGCGAGACUCAUUUUUAACUAUUUUCCUACCCUCCCGCUUUCAAGUCAGCAGAAUGGCUGAGCAUGAGGCUGAAUCUCCCGGAGAACUAAAUACAUUAUUACUAUUUUUAUAGCCAACAUUGGCUUUUUUUCGGAAUAUUUCACCCAUCCGAAAGGACUAUUUCUUUUACCAACUUCCCAUUUGUGGAUAAUGGAUGGCAGAGAUUUUGGAGGACCCCGAUCCGUCCACGUACCACCCCCGUUGUUGGCCGGGCUCGCCGUGGAGCCUCAUCACCGACUCGGCGCUGCUGCAGCAGCCGGGAGGCUCCCUCCCUCCGCCGGCCACUUGACCGCGACCCACCCGCCAUCGCUCCACUCUGGAAAAUUCCUGCCAUCAGCCAUUAACCUGCAUGCACACCACAGUGAUGCCUUCCCCACAGGAUCCAAUCCCUUCCUGUCAGGUUAUCAGGGCCCCUCCCCCUUGACCUCUGAACCUGCGUACAGAUCAGCCAAUCCUAGUGGUCUGCAGAUGGCUCAGCUCUGGGCAUCUCACGCGCACGAAGGCUACCCUCUUCAUGGCAGCCUGUACUCCAGCCCCUACCUGUCAUUGGGACAUUUGGACCCUCCAGCCAUCUCCCAAAAUCACCUCUAUGACGCCCAUAAAGAGAGCUUUUUCCUGCCAGCUGCUAUUAGUCAGUCAUCCCUCCACCCUCCAUCUGCUCCCCCAAGGACAAUGUCCAGCUCGACACCGCCCCAAAAGGCAACCCGAGACCGGUCGUACAGGGGAGACCAAGACAGGGACAGGGACAGAGAGCGAUCAAGAGAGGAGCUGCGACCGCAUGGCAUGGUGGACCUCACAUUGGACGGCAGGAGUGAGGAAGACCGCCGUACGCGUGUUGGGGAACGAGAGAAAGAGAGGGAAAGGGAGACUGAGCGAGAUGGUUGGUUGUUGCAUCCUCACCACCAUCAACAGAAAUCCCACUCUCAGCCCUCCACAGUGGAGCCCAGGUCUCGGCCGUCACCUACGCUGUCCUCCUUCCCCCCAGGUGGGGGCGGAGGCAUGGCCCGGCUCCUCGGACAAGAAUCGGACAGAGGGAGUCGGGAGGGGGCCCACCAUCACUCACAUAACGGAAACUCUAAUAACUCAAACUUGCUGACGUCCUCUCACUCAGAACGACAAAGGAAGAAUAACUCCACAUCAGCGGCGACACUCCCCCUCUCCUACACCCUCCCUCCCUCCGUUACUGCUUUGCCCCACCCCCACACGCCCAGAGAGUCCAUGAGAGAGCAAAGAGUCAGCGCACCGACAUAUGUGCCUUCUGUGGAGGUUUAUGACGAGCGGGUCGGGCCGAUCCAGAUCGCGUCGCAGGCUCGUGACAACAAGCACGGCGACAAACACAGAGAUCGGGAGCGUGACAAAGAGCUGGAACGGGAAGGCUACAGACUUCCUGAGAGGAGCCUGAUAGAACAUCCCCGUCUAGCCCAGUCUGGCGACUCAAGCAAUCAUCGAGAGGAAGGCUCUAUAAUCUGUUCCAACGGUUCUAUUGGCAAACGAGGCCUGGAGUCGUCUCACUCGUCCAAUCAAUCAAGGUUUAGCCCGGAGGCUCGGGACGUGUCCAAGCACUCAAGUCGUUUGGGUCUAGAGCGGGCUGGGGCGGAGCGAAAUUGGAAUUCGAUCAGUCCGUUGGCCAACUAUGCUACCAGUCACAUGGCCGCCCUCGCUGCCCAACACGGACACACACUCCCUUCCACACACAACCAGACGACACACACACAACUUUCCCAUUCCCCACAUCCAACCAAUCGACCCACCAGUAAUUCUCACUCACACAGACAUUCCCCUCAAACACACCCCACCGAACAUGGACAGAGCCGCAAGUGUGAGGAAGGAAGUCAGAGGCUCUACCUGGACCCGUCAGCCCUCUACCGACCUGGAGUGUCCAGUGGGGGAGCUGCUGAGGCGGCUUCUGGUCCCACAGAGAUUUCAGCCAUGCAGUCUCUCAUUAAAUACAGUGGGAAUUUUGCUGCUGAGGGUACCUCCUCUUCUUCCUCCUCAUCGUCGAGGCACACAGCAGACACCCGAGGGCCCUUCGGAGGUUUGGCUAGCAUCGGGACGGAAGAGCGGGAAAGAGAACGAGAACGGUUAUCUCUAGGAUCAAGCGGUACCGGGUCGCUGAGGGUCCCUCCGCAGCUGAAAAGAGAGCAGGAGCGGCCCGAUAGCGCCCGCUCCUUCGGCAGGGAGGCAGAGGGAGAGGUGCGCCACCCACCAGUUGGCAUUGCCGUCGCCGUGGCCAGACAGAGAGACAGCAGCAACAGUAAACAGACCAGUGGACCCUCAGACAAUCAGAGACCCCUGAUGCCAACGGCUAUUAAAGAUGAAGAACGAAGUGAAGAACGUGCUCGUCAUCAUGAGGACAGGAUGCUCGCUGGCCGAUUGGAACGUGAUGACAAACUGAUCAGAGACCCCAAAGAUCUGGCAGAUUUUGCCCAAUUGCACCCUCCCCUGCUUUCUAGCGGCUUGACACCCAGUAUGAUGACAACCAGCCUCAUGACCCCCAACCUUAUGGUGACUGGCGGGGCGGGGCGAUGGCAUCCUGACCCUUCAACUCUGACCUCUCACCCCUGGCUGCCUCGCCCUGGAGCCCCUUCAGUCUGGCUCUCCAGUUCACCAUACAGCUUGAGCUCUUCCUCCCUUCACCAAACGCUUUCCCCAGGCUAUCCACCAUCUCUGGGAGGCUCCCUACCCCCUUCCUACCAGUUUGUCAGAGACUCGCAGACUGGAAAGCUUGUGGUCAUCCCGACAGAACACCUGCCACACUAUGGAGGUGAUGCACUGGAGCGUGGGGCCCCUGUGUGGCCUGGGGUGUACGGUACAAGCACCUCCUUACAGCAUGCAGCCCAGCUUCAGCUCCUUUCCCAGCAGCAGAUGCUCCGACAACAAGAGCUGCUUAUGAUCCAGCAGCACACGGCACAAGUUCUUGAGCUGCAGAGGAACGCACAGCUUGUUGAACAUUUAAAGGCCAGUGAGCACCGGCCAGACACGGAUGACAAAUCAGACAAGAGAAACUCCGACUCCAAACUCCGUCCUCCCUCCACAUCUUCCCCGUGUCGCUCACCCGUCCCACAGCCUCGCAAGCUUCGCCCUCCGUCUCGCUCGUCGACCCCCUCCACGUCCUCCAUUACACCGCUUCCGCCGCUACGUUCGCCCUUGACCAACCUCAUGUCAGAGGAAGGUAGGCAGAGGGUGUCGUCUCACCCGCCCACACCCCUCCCUCACGCGCCUUCACCCCGGUCAGCCUCGCCGCCUCCGUCCUCACCGCGGCGACCUAAACAUGCCGAGUCUGCAGAGGGCGGGCAGGCGGAAAGGCGGGAGCGUGGAGAUGGACAUAAGCCUUCUUAUCAAGGCGUCUACCCAGACCUCCCCCCUGGUUACCCUUACCAAUCCAUUACUGCUCCUUUUGGGGCACCUUACCCUGCUUAUCACAACCCAGCACCAACCACAGCAAACACUGAAGUCCUUCCACACUGCCACUCUCACUCUUUGGACUUGCGCACCUCCUCGCCAUCAAACCGCAUCCACUCAAGGCUGCUAGACAUCAAACCCCAAAAACUUGCGACAAAGAAUGAGUCAUUCCUGAAACAGGAACCUAUUGUGGGAAAGCAUCAAACCGACUUGACAACAGAAGCCCUGCCUCCUCUACUGCGUAGCUGUAGCCCUGUUGGAGCCCGUCAGGAUAGAGGGAGCGAAGGGGUUUCCUUGAAGCUGCAAUCCAUACCUCAUCGGGUGGCCAGUCCACCACCUCAACAAAACAAGAGUCUGGAUGACGCUAUGACAAAAGAAAUAGGACAAAUCAAAACAGAGGCGUGUCAGGAGGCAUGUUCUUCUCCACUCAUUAGAGCUGAGCCCGAAGGUGUGGCACACACGCACCUAGAUUGUACACAAUACCCAUCAACCAUCACGGCGGAUCUGGAAGAACCCGGCAAGCCAAGCACAAGUGUUGUGUGUGAAUCUCAUCAACCAGCCACUCCAAAGACCUUGCAACACACUCCAAAUGUCACAGACGCUCCCGACACGUCCGACUUGCUACUACCACUGGCGGGUAGUUGUGAUGAUUCCAUGGCAGGGAUGCUCGCUCUGCUCACAGCCAGUGAGAUGGCUCAGGCAAGCCCCCUCUGUCAGACGGCAUCAACGCUUAACCCAGGAACUGAAAGCUCUGCAGACUGUAGCACGACAGGUCCUCUGGAGAUGGUGGCACUCGAGGGCAUGGCCCUGCUCAGCCAAAUGGCCCAGCGGGAGAUGGAGAACAUCAGCAAGGAGAAGGAUAUGGCAAUGGAGGGUCUGGACUGUCUUCUUGAGGCGAGCAGGCAGAUUUUACUGGAGGCAAUAGAGAAACAAUCCCACAUUGAUCUGCCCCGAACUCUCGAUCCCAACAAGAAGUACAGCUGGAGGCAGAGGAAGGAGGAACCGCUGUAUCGCAAAAUGUCUAUGGACGAGUUGGACGCGGUGGAGGUGGAAUACCGCUUUUGCCUGGCUGAGCUGCAGAAAACAUACAAGGAGAAGCAGAGGGAGAUGAGCAAGCUGCAGCGGCGCAGAGACAAACAUGAGCGGCAGGAGGAUGAGAGAAGAAGUCUAACUCGACGAGGCAGAGGUCGACCCAGAAAGAGGAAACACUUGGCCACACCCCCUAAACUAGACAGCAGGCUUGGAAAGGUGGGUAGGAUAGUGCAAUACUCGGAGGACUCUGAAACUGGGGAAGGACACAGAAAGAAGUUCCGCUUGUCGAGAGAGGACGAGGAGACGGAGAUAGGAAGUUCAGGGGCGAAGGUGAAAAAGAAGAAAAAGAAGAAGAGCUGGAACAACCAAGAGCCAUCCAGCAGUCAUGCUUUCGAGGGACUGAAGGUGAAACGCGGCCAUGUGUGCGAGCAGGAGCAGCUGGCCUCGGACCUCAACAGAGCGCUCUCGCUGUCGCAGCUCGACUCCCUCAGUGCAUCUCGCAAACUCACUUCCGGCUACAAAGGAGCGCGGCCCAGGGGACAGUCCACAGACAGCCAGGCCAAGGAGCGAGCCAUCCACUCGUCAUCGUCUAAAGGCAAACACAAGGCGGCCAUGAAGGCCUCAGAGGCCAUGCGGAAGGUGAAAGGUCUCAAGAAGAGCGCUUUGUUCUCCCCUGUGAGAUCAGAGAUCAGCAGCUGCUCUAACAACUCUGACUCGGAGGGUCACAAUUCUGCAAGAGGGGGCUGGCCCUCUCUGUCAGGGACACGUCCCCACGGCAACCUGACCCAGAAGAGACCCACUGUGUUGUCGCCAACCUCUGUGCCGCCCAGUGCCAAGUCCCAGAAGAAGAAGAAGAAACACAAGCACUUAUCCCUGCUGCUGGAAGAAGCGGGCCUCAGCUCCUCCGACGACUCGUUUGAUCAAGAAACUUCAGAAGAUGAUUAUGACGAUAAAGAGGAGUCUGAUUCGGAAGACUGCGAGGAGAGCGGCCUGGGUCUGUUGGCCAGGUUCGCGGCCAGCGCGCUCCCCGUCAGGUCCGCCCCCUUGACCCUUCUUCCUGAUGGCAAACAUCGCAGCCGGCAAAGCACUCUGGGUUCAUCCGAAUGCGAGUGGUCCGACUCCGGCUCCGACUUGCGCUUGAGAAAGUUCCCCUCUCUGCUGCACGGCAAACGCUCGGCGCCAGAACUCCCCCUGUUGCCUCCGGCGACCCGCCGCCUUGACCAGAGCAGCCCGACCAAGCGAGACGACGCGCUGCCCAUCAAGCGCAAGCAUCUUCCUACCAAACCGCGUCCCUUGCUCCAGUCGCCGCGGCGCUUCAGCUUCGACCUAGCGACCGCUUCCGGCUUCGGGGGCUUCAGCGAGGACGAGGCCUGGAACCGGCGACGCAGCGAGAGGAUCUUCCUCCACGAUGCCACCGCCUCGGCCAACCAGAUGUCGGUGUCAAACUCCGCUUCCGCCAGUCAGAACUCGGCCCAGCCUCUCAUCUCGAAGCCCGCCUCUCGACCCAAACAGUCUCCGCCCAUCAGAGAGGGAAAAGAUGCAGUGAAACAGAAAAGGAGGGCCAAGGACUCCUCCUCGUCCUCUCUGCCUGUGAGCCCAGCCUCUUUGGGCAGUCCGAUGAGAGACGUCGCCGUGGCUCUAAGCCUCAGCCCAGCGCGGAAGAGCCAACCCAAAGCCAAGACCAAAGCCCGGGAGCCGUCCAGGGGUGCCGUGAGUCGGCUGAUGGAGAGCAUGGCGGCAGAUGAAGACUUUGAGCCCAAUCAGGACAGCAGCUUCAGCGAAGACGAGCUCCUUCCACAACGCCGUAACAGCCUGUCAGAGAAGUCCUCAGCGCCAGCUCCAGUGCAGUGUGUGUUGGACAAGGACUCUCUGGUGGAUGGACUCAGGGUUCUGAUCCCAAUGGACGACCAACUUCUAUACGCAGGACACGUCAACACAGUGCACUCACCUGAUAUAUACAGCGUGGUGGUGGAAGGCGAGAGAGGAAACCGGCCGCACAUCUACUGCUUGGAGCAACUGCUGCAGGAGGCUAUCAUCGACGUGAAGCCUCCAUCGGUGCGCUAUCUCCCCGAGGGCACCCGCAUCGCUGCCUACUGGAGUCAGCAGUACCGCUGCCUUUAUCCUGGCACGGUUGUCAACGGAAGUUCAGACAUCGAUGAGAAUGACGACCUCAUCACAGUGGAGUUUGAUGAUGGCGACACAGGGCGCAUUCCACUCUCCCACAUCCGACUUCUGCCUCCAGAUUACAAGAUCCACUGCGCUGAACCCUCACCUGCGCUGCUGGUGGCCAGCUGCUCUAGAAGAAGAGUGCGCAAAUGCAGCAAGGAGGGCAAAGAGGCGGGACCAAAGACGGAUGAAAGCGCUCCAAAGGCAAGAGGAAAACCCGGUCGCAAACCCAAACCCAAACCAGAAACCUCCUUAAACUCUGAUGUCAAAGACAAAAUAGAGUCCCCAUCUUCUAGCCAGCCUCCAGACAAAGCCCAGGAUGCCAGCAAACCAUCACAAGAGAGGACGUCCUCUGUCCAGAAGGCUGCUCAGGAGAAGCCUCGGCCUGCAUCACGGCCUGCAGUGGUGACCCAAGCAAAACUCAAGACCUCCAUCACGUCCCCUUCAAGCAGCCCCACCCUUCCUGCGCCAUUACCCAGAAAGCCCAGCUCAACUCCUGCUGCUAAAGCUCAAGCUAAGCUCUCUUCUUCUAUCUAUCCUUCCACCUAUGGAAAGGUUCUGACCGUGGACCUGUACAGCGAGCCCAAUCUAACGUCGUAUAACGGCCAGCGUAGAGACCGAGACAUCAGACCUAUGUCCAGACCCAGUAUGGCUCCAUCAUCUAGUACACCAAAGCCUAGUGGGACCUCAACUCCAAGGCCCGCCUCUACUCUAGCAUCCAAAACCAAGUCUGACCAUCACAGCAUCUCCAGACCCAUCGGUUCUGUCCUCCUCCCCAGUCCAGUGGCGAGGACUUCUCUGACUCCGAGACCUUCGUCAGCGUCCUCAAGUCCCUCCGGACACAAACGGAAGAUGUCCUCUGACCAGCUGUCCACCAUCUCCAGGCUCAAGUCCACCUCCAGGCAGAGGGACAUGGUGGUAAAACGGAAGCCCGUGUCUGCAGAGCCCCUCGUGAAGCUCGACCACGAGGGCGUGACCUCGCCAAAAACCAAGAAAACUAAGGCUCUGAUGUUGCUGGAAGGCCGGGGAGUCCAUCGCGAUCACAGCCCUGUGACUUGUGCCGAUCCGAAGAUGCUGAAGGCCAAACCCAGACAUCCGGAGCGGGAGAAAGAGUCCAACUAUGGCGCACAAAUGCUGGCUAUAGAGAGAGCUGAGAGUCGCAGUAGAGGACAGGAAAUUAGGGAGGAGAAAAGAGAGGAGGACAUGAGACAGGAGAGGACGAUGAAGGAGGAGUCUCAAAGUAGCAGCAGCAGCAGCAGCUCCGAGUCCGAGGAGGAAAGUGGCAAAGAAAAGUUGACUCAAAAGAAGAAAUGCACCUCCAGUUGCUCCUCCUCCUCUUCAUCCUGCUCUGGAUCAUCCUCCUCCUCGUCAUCCUCCUCCUCGUCCUCAUCUUCGUCCUCCUCGUCAACGGACGACUCCUCCUGCAGCUCCGACGAAGAGCGGACCCUUACCCCUCCUCCAGUCCCCGUUUCUCCUAAGCCUGCAGCGGAGGACAAGGUGAAAGAGGAGGUGCAAGAAGACGACGUGAAGGAGGAGGUGGAUGUCAAAGAGGAGGAGGUGGAGGAAGAAGAAGAGGAGGAGUCAUCUCCCGUUUCACGCUCCCCUUCACCAUCUCCGACUACUGCCACUCCGGUUAAGCCGGCCAAACCAGCCACCGGGAAGGGCUCGGGGCAAAGGGGGCGUCCUCCUAAACCGAAGCCUAGUGGAGGAGAAGGCAAAGUGGGCAGGCCCAAGCGCCGGGAGGGGGUCCACCUCCCCACCACCAAGGAGUUGGCCAAACGACAGAGGCUUCCCAGUGUGGAGAACAGACCCAAGAUUUCUGCUUUCCUUCCAGCCAGGCAGCUCUGGAAGUGGUUUGGGAAACCCACUCAGAGACGGGGAAUGAAGGGCAAGGCCAAGAAGCUCUUCUACAAGGCCAUCGUGCGCGGCCGGGAGAUGAUCCGAAUCGGCGACUGCGCUGUCUUCCUGUCCGCUGGAAGGCCCAACCUGCCCUUCAUUGGACGCAUCCAGAGCAUGUGGGAGUCCUGGGGCAGCAACAUGGUGGUCAGGGUCAACUGGUUCUACCAUCCAGAGGAGACCAACCCUGGCAAGAAACUCACAGACAAGAAGAAUUGGGAUCAAAUAUGUGGACAGUCCAUACCUGCUGCUCUGCACUCUUCUAUACAAAGAAAAGACUUCAUGGAGCGCGCCUUGUACCAGUCGUCCCACAGCGACGAGAACGACGUGCAAACCGUCAGUCACAAAUGUCUGGUGGUGGGUGUGGAGGAGUACGAGCAGAUGACCCACACGCGCCGCUACGCAGAGAGCGAGGACCUGUACUACCUGGCCGGCACCUACGAGCCCACCACCGGCAUGAUCUUCAACACGGAUGGCGUCCCCCUCAUCUGCUAAGAAAAACAAACCUCACAAAGGAGCAACCAAAAUGUGAGACGACUAGCAGUCAAAAUCCACUUCCUUCAAGGUUCAUUAGCGAGGAGACACUCUUCUAGGGGAUAGUAGUACAUAGAACAUUUGCACACACACACACACACACACACACACACACACACACAUUGGACUCUUAUGUAAAUACACGUUAACAGAAAGCUAUAUAGAGGCAAAUAUGAGUGUUUUAUUUUCAUGUCAUAGAUACGUCCGAGUACAGUCGAGAAGCUUUAACGAAAUGUGAACGGACGACACAGGCGGCGAGAGGCUGUUGUGAUGUUCCGAUGUUGCCGUGGUGAUGAUGUUACAAGUGCCGUCGGGGUCAUUUCAUUCGGUGUACAUUUAUCUUCUAGAGAACAGCAGGAGCGACAGACACAAAACAGAGGAAGCGAUGCACAGGACGACAAACAUAAUGGUAGACUCCCUCCAAUUUGCUGUCCAACAGAGAGCACUUAAAAACACAAAUCUAUAUAUAUUAUAUAUACAACACUUUAAUUUAACCCCUUAGCUCCCCUUGACAAUCUAAACUCAGGCAGGUUCAACUGUCUGCAACUUUCUCAGACACUCAGGCUGAACAGAGAGAGGAAGUCGUCUUGUACUUUUUGAAGCACUUGUACGUUCUUAAAGGAACAAAUCCACCCUGAGAUUGUUGUGUACGCCAACAAUUGUCUCACUAAAAUUGAGUAAACCAGGAAAAGUAAUGCGUAGAUAUUAGACUCAGAGUGGAUUUUUCCUAUUUCUCCCCCUGGUUGUGAACACAUCAUCAUCCUGUCCGUUGUGCGCCAUUUUUCAUGCAUCCAUCAUGUGGCUCCUUGUAGUAUUUCUCACACAAGAGUGACCUUUCAAUUACUUUCACAGGGGUGGGGGGGGGGGUCUUGUAUGUCUUCCUGGAGUUGUUAUGAUAGCCCCCCUCCCCGAGCUACAAAUAAGUCCCUAUUUUCAGGCUUUUUAGUCACUCCGCCUCCGUUGACUUGUGCCUAUUUUGACCGUUUCUAGGUUUCAACUGUUGAAUGUUGCGCUGAGGGCGCCUUAUAACCUUUUUUUUUUUUUUUUGCCAAAUCUUGAUGCUC